GUCUAGCUAACUGCUUUCUGAGUGUGCAGCCUGGCCAUUCCUUGCGCCAUGCAACAAGAUGGAAAAGCGGAUGCAGUGCAAGCUAUUGACAAUUGUCUGCGACAAAGGCUUCUUCGCAGCACCAAAGUCAUGUUCUUCUUCCACCGACAUGCCCGUCACAAGGACAAGUUGGGCCGGAGGUCAUUGGACUUGAGUGGAGCCAUCAGUAUGACAGCCGAUUUGGCCAGACACUUUGCAUUGCCUGAUGUAAUUUUCAGCAAUUUGCCAGAGACCUUUAGUAGCUUUGACUUCACUGGAAGUGGCAUGCUUUGCCUCGAAGAGACGAGAGUGAUGGUGAAGAAGACCCUGCUUCAAUGGCGCUGGGCCCUUUCCGGAGGGCCUGCGCAGCUGGAUGGUGAAUUUGUGACCAGCACACUGGAGGACGGAGGCUAUUCGGUUGUACGUGAGAUGGGUCGCGGCGGACAAGGCAUCAUGUACCUGGCGAGGAAAACCGAAGAGAGUUCUUCGUGGUUUGGGUAUUUGUCAAAUUGUGGCCAGUCUCAAGUACGCGCCACAUAUUGCAUAAAGUUCUACAGCAAGAAGAAUGCAAAUGCUGGAGGCUUGCAAGAAAUACUGGAAGAAUUUCACCGCAUGAAAGAGUUCGACAAUGUCCAUGUGGCAAGGACGUUUGAAGCCUUCCACGAUCAAGAUUUCGUUUACUUGGUGAAUGAACCGUAUUUUGGAGGCGAUUUCACCAAGCUGGCAAAGAGAGCCUACGACAAAGGAGUUGAGAUGCGAGAAAGCUGGUGGCGUGAUAUUUUUCGCCAAUGCUUGGAAGGUUUGGAAUAUCUGCAUCGGGAGGCCCAGAUGCACUGUGACAUUAAGGAGCCAAACCUGAUGAUACGCCACGAUGAUGACUUCACAAAACCGGAGGUUGUCCUCAUAGAUUUUGGCCUGGCGCAGAAUAUCUCCGUGAAGGUGACCGGCCUCAGCGGAACGCCAGGCUACAUUCCGCCAGAAACUUGGCGAAAGCAGCGGUGGCAGCCCCAGGGAGAUAUCUUCAGUCUUGGAGUGGUCUUCUUCCAGUUGAUGUCUGCUCGGGUGCCGAGAAGUGGCCUCGACAAAGUGCAGGGCAUCUUCCAGGAAGGCGCCAAGAAUGUGCAAGACGUUGGCCAACUAACUGUAACAUGCCAGCCACCGUGGAAGCUCUUUCCUACCCACUUGCGCUUAUUGACCGAGUUGGUCUCCGCCAUGCUGCGGAAGGACCCCGAGCAGCGUCCACGCGCCCUUCAAGCUUUGCAAUAUGGUUGGUUCUUCUCGACCUCAGAUCAAGAAUUGCCCAAGGACACGCUUGGCUCCUUGAUCAGUGGCUCGGCGAAAGCCUUCUUCAAAGGUGAGCUGAUCAACGAGCUCCUUGAGUGCUGCAACUUGCGCGAGCUGCGCAAAUUGAAGGCAGCCCUCGAUGCGGAAGCUUCGCGGAGAUUCUCCAACCAGGUUAGGGUCAUCACUUUCAGGAGCCUCAUGGCUGAUGCCGGGGUGCAAGCCUCAUUGGUAGAGGACUACAUUCGCUCGGACCAGGGGUCCGAGGACCUCAUCGGCCACGAUGAUUUGCUGAGUGAAGCAGUUCAGGAGAAGGAACUUCGAAACCUGCAAGCGGCGACGAACCUGUUCAAUGAGAUGGACCACCUGCGAAGAGGCUACCUACCCCUCUCCGACAUCAAAGCCAUGUUGCGCAGUGACGCGUUUGAACGGACAGAUUCUGUGGCCAUCCAUUCCCUCUUGGAGAAGCUCAGAGUCAAGGAUGGCUAUGUGAGCCUGGCUGAGUUCCAACGUGUGAUGCUGGAGGAUGGGUGCAUCGCUCCCAAAAAUCUGGCUGACCAGGGCCAAAGGCCAAGGCGAAGAGACGCGCAGAGCACCUGUUUCUGGACGGACGCCUGGUUUGAUGCCGAUGACUCUUCGUCCGACGAGUCCGGAUGAGCUGACGGCACGAGUGGCAUGGACGUGAGAUUACAUUCAGAGAGAGGCUGCCUUUGUCAUGGCCACAGCGAAAGGUGAAGCUGCGUUGCCAAAGCUGCGAUGAACAUCCGCCAGACGCAGCCAAAAAGCUCCGUAUUGCUUGAUGUUUGCCUUCUAGCGGUGCAGUUUCCGUGUGGGUUUGAUGUGCUUGGCUGCUUUUCCAUGUG
Durusdinium trenchii is the source of this 2162-nucleotide messenger RNA. The record is from the annotation of a GenBank genome assembly. NCBI's taxonomy places the organism in Eukaryota, Dinophyceae, Suessiales, Symbiodiniaceae.